Messenger RNA from Plasmodium adleri (nom. inval.), 471 nucleotides. Its product is annotated as elongation factor 1 (EF-1), putative. Gene Ontology annotation, cellular component: cytosol. The record is from RefSeq and is a predicted model, not a curated record. The coding region runs from base 1 to 471 and encodes 156 amino acids. Lineage: Eukaryota; Apicomplexa; Aconoidasida; Haemosporida; Plasmodiidae. The transcript has 3 exons. Gene Ontology annotation, molecular function: guanyl-nucleotide exchange factor activity; translation elongation factor activity. Gene Ontology annotation, biological process: translational elongation.
AUGGCAAAUACUUAUGAUGAAUUAUAUGUACCUUUAAGUUAUUAUAUUCUACAAAAUGAGGGAGGAAAUACCAGUAAUGUCGAUCAAGUUAAUAAUAAGAAACCAAAAAAGAAGGAAGUUAUUAAUAAGUCAUCCCUAAUUAUUGAUAUAAAACCCUAUGGUGAAAAUACAGAUCUUGAUGAGGUGUUAAAUCUUGUAAAAAAUAUAACAAUGGAAGGAUUAACAUGGGGAAAAGCUCAUAAGAAAACACCCUUUGCCUUUGGACUUUUCAAAUUACAAGUAUCUUGUGUUAUAGUAGACGAUUUAGUUAAUACGGAUGAACUUAUAGAAACCAUUGAAAACCUUGGAUUAGAUAAUGAACAAUUACAGAAGAAGAAACAAAUGGAUGACGAUGAGGAAAAUUUCGAUGAAGAAGAUGAAAUUGAAGGAUUAGUUCAAUCUGCUGAAAUCAUAUCCUUUAAUAAAUUGUAA